AUGCUGAGAGUCCGGAAAAAGGGUUACUUUGGGAUUUGGUCAUUCCUUUUAAUAAUAGCAGUGGUGUGUGCACAGAGUGUCAAUGACCCUAGUAAUAUGUCACUGGUAAAAGAGACCGUGGAUAGACUGCUGAAGGGCUAUGACAUUCGCUUGAGGCCAGAUUUUGGAGGUCCCCCAGUGGCUGUUGGCAUGAACAUAGACAUUGCCAGUAUAGAUAUGGUCUCAGAAGUCAAUAUGGACUAUACCUUGACCAUGUACUUUCAGCAAGCAUGGAGAGAUAAGAGGCUGUCAUAUAAUGUAAUACCUCUAAACCUAACUCUGGACAACAGAGUAGCUGAUCAGCUGUGGGUUCCUGAUACUUAUUUUCUGAAUGACAAGAAGUCCUUUGUACAUGGUGUCACUGUGAAGAACAGAAUGAUCCGUUUGCAUCCGGAUGGGACAGUCCUUUAUGGGCUCAGAAUUACAACAACAGCUGCUUGUAUGAUGGACCUACGGAGAUAUCCGCUGGAUGAGCAGAACUGCACAUUGGAGAUUGAGAGCUAUGGCUAUACAACAGAUGACAUUGAAUUUUACUGGCGUGGGGGUGAUAAUGCAGUCACAGGAGUGACAAAGAUCGAACUGCCACAGUUCUCCAUUGUAGACUACAAGCUUAUCACCAAGAAUGUUGUUUUCUCUACAGGUGCCUACCCAAGGCUGUCUCUCAGCUUUAAACUUAAGAGAAACAUUGGUUACUUCAUUCUGCAGACCUACAUGCCUUCUAUUCUGAUCACUAUCCUGUCCUGGGUUUCCUUCUGGAUUAAUUAUGAUGCUUCAGCUGCAAGAGUUGCUUUAGGAAUCACAACUGUGCUCACAAUGACAACAAUUAACACCCAUCUUCGAGAGACUCUUCCCAAAAUUCCAUAUGUGAAGGCCAUUGACAUGUACCUUAUGGGAUGUUUUGUCUUCGUUUUCAUGGCUCUGCUGGAGUAUGCAUUGGUCAACUACAUCUUCUUUGGCAGAGGACCACAGCGUCAAAAGAAAGCAGCAGAGAAAGCUGCCAGUGCCAACAAUGAGAAGUUGCGAAUGGAUGUCAAUAAGGACAGAAGAAUAAUUGGCACAUAUCAUUGUCCAGAAAUGUAUUCAACAAAGAUGGAUCCACAUGAAAACAUUUUGUUGAGCACACUUGAAAUUAAAAAUGAGAUGGCUGCCUCCGAGGCUGUGAUGGGGCUUGGGGACCCUAGAAGCACUAUGCUGGCGUAUGACACUUCAAGCAUCCAGUACCGGAAAGCUGGCUUACCCAGACACAGCUUUGGCCGCAAUGCCCUGGAGCGACAUGUGGCACAGAAGAAAAGUAGGCUACGGAGGCGUGCAUCUCAACUGAAAAUUACCAUUCCUGACUUGACUGAUGUAAAUGCCAUAGAUCGAUGGUCUCGCAUAUUCUUCCCUGUUGUUUUUUCCUUCUUCAAUAUUGUCUAUUGGCUUUACUAUGUGAACUAA
Messenger RNA from Indicator indicator, 1476 nucleotides. It is a transcript of the gene GABRB2, whose product is annotated as gamma-aminobutyric acid type A receptor subunit beta2. Lineage: Eukaryota; Metazoa; Chordata; Aves; Piciformes; Indicatoridae. The coding region runs from base 1 to 1476 and encodes 491 amino acids. Gene Ontology annotation, cellular component: membrane; GABA-A receptor complex; neuron projection. The record is from RefSeq and is a predicted model, not a curated record. Gene Ontology annotation, molecular function: GABA-A receptor activity; neurotransmitter receptor activity; extracellular ligand-gated monoatomic ion channel activity. Gene Ontology annotation, biological process: signal transduction; regulation of membrane potential; nervous system process. The transcript has 10 exons.